This is a messenger RNA of Closterium sp. Yama58-4, 913 nucleotides long. NCBI's taxonomy places the organism in Eukaryota, Viridiplantae, Streptophyta, Zygnematophyceae, Desmidiales, Closteriaceae. The record is from the annotation of a GenBank genome assembly.
CGGCGGUCCUGGCGGAGUGUCAGGGGCAGUGGCAGGCGCAGCUGCGCGGAUGGAGCAAGGGGGGGGACUGCGCGCAGGUGGAGGGCGUGCGCUGCAAUGCGGCUGGCUUCAUCGUCUCACUGAACGUGACUGGUAAGAAGUUGGAGGGAACCAUUCCAGAUGCCAUUGGGAACCUCACCGCACUCACUCUACUUGGUCUCUCAAGCACCAAGCUCACUGGCUCUCUUCCAGCCUCCAUGUCUCGCCUCACCCGCUUAACAGAGCUAACGCUCAGUUUCAACAGUUUAUCAGGCUCCAUCCCACAAGGCAUUUCUGGACUGGCUGCCCUCUCACGCCUAUCUCUUGACAAUAACAAGAUUGAUGGCGCCUCAUCCAUCUUCCGCCUCUUCAAUCUCAACUUAUUGAAUCUUGGAAAUAACAAGUUGGAGGGCACAAUCCCCUCGGCCAUAUUCCACCUCACCAAGCUCGCCUUCUUGGACCUUCGAUGGAAUUUUUUCUCAGGCUCCAUCCCAGCAGCAAUUUCUGGUCUCUCUCUCCUCUCUUACCUUUCUCUUGGCGGAAACAGGCUCACUGGCACAAUCCCUUCGUCCAUCUUCCGCCUCUCCAAUCUUGCCCUGUUAGAGCUCCGUUGGAAUCAAUUGUCAGGCACCAUUCCCGCAACCAUCUCCCACCUAACUGCCCUCUCACACCUAGACCUCAGCUUCAACAUCAGAGUCACGGGCUCCAUUCCCCUCGAGAUGCAGAGCCUUACCAAGCUGCAAUCUCUAUACCUCAGCUAUAUGAAUCUGUCGGGUCCCUUCCCAUCCUGGAUAUCUGGUCGCACCAAUCUCAGAAAACUAGAGGCCCCGCACAACAGCAUCAGGCAUGGCAGCAUACCAGAGUCUAUUGGCAGCACCAUCCACCUUGAAGUCUU